Molecule: messenger RNA, 5014 nt
Organism: Poecilia reticulata (guppy)
Lineage: Eukaryota; Metazoa; Chordata; Actinopteri; Cyprinodontiformes; Poeciliidae
Gene: inha
Product: inhibin subunit alpha
Cellular component (GO): extracellular region
Molecular function (GO): cytokine activity; growth factor activity
Source: RefSeq, a predicted model, not a curated record
AUACAUUUUUACAUUUAGGCACUCCUGCAACCGUCACACUUUUUCUGUUACAAACUGACUCCGGCCGCCCCCCAGAGAAAGGAAAAGUUAAGUGGUCCUCACAGGAAAAAGUUUGGGGAGCCCUGUGUUCCACAGUUUAACCUGACGACCUGCCUUCAAGAUAAUACACAGGGCAAAUGACCCACCUCUACCGGCGGACCCAUGAGCGUGCAUUACGCUGCGGAGAGCGGCGGAUUGAAACAGACUCUUUUUAGCGUAAAAAAAACUGUUUAUAAAUCCUAUUAUGAUUCUUUUUUUUAGCAUUCGCACAGUUUAACUACAUUUUGAAGUAACAUUUUUGAGUGUUUGGUUGACCACUCCCCUGUAAAAAUACAGAAAAGGUGCAGCACCAGUGAACACAGCCUGGAGUGUUUGUCAUCCAGUUGAGCGUGGAUAUGAUGGAUGGAAUACAUCACUAUACUCGUCCACAAACAAAGGUUCCACAGGCAUGCUGCUCACAUUUAUCAGUCCCUUCCGCCAAACAUUUAAAAUAAGCUGUAAAAUCUAUCAGAAAAUUACCGCAAUUUUGUUACACAAAACAAAGUAGGUUGCGGGUGUCAAUAUGUAAUAUAACAUAUUUCAAAACUUCAAAUGUGCAUUACCUUCAUUUGGUUCCCAUCCUCCAAUGACAGUUUGCGCUUGGUUGAAACGUCACCAAAAAAAAAAAAAAAAAAAAAAACCCUCUCACAAAAUUAAGUAAAUGUAGAGUAUAAAACAAAAACAUGUCACCUUAUCAGGUAGUUAGUCUUUGGUCUAUAUACAGUAUAUAUAUAUGGAAGAGUAUGGUCAAAUAUGACCACAAAGGUCGCUGUUCAGCAACAUUAGCUAAUUCUCAUAUCAAAAGGCAUUUUUACUCACAGCUCUUAUUUCCGGUAUUUCCAUAUAUUUGAACUUUGUCUCAGAUAGUUUUUGUAAUUCUGAUGCAAGUUAUGCAAUAAUAAUUUCACGUUCAAAAAACAAAAUAUGUUCUAUCAGCAGAUUGUUUCCUGAACCAGAUUGCAAGAAAUCUGAAUUUCAAAAAGCUGAUAAUAAAAUGAAAAACCUUUGUACAAUACCUAUAUAGGAUCUCUUUUUUACCUUUUAAAAAGUGAUCAAUCAUACUAUUAUAUAGUAAAAAUAUGAUGAAGGCAUCUAAAAAAUAACUCAGCUGAAAAGCAAAUAUAGUGUAACCUCUGAUCGCUCAAGGCCACUCUUUGCUAUUGUUUAGCGACAGAAAGCUCCUGCCUGCAGACAGAUAGCAGCAGAGCCCAAACAACAGCGUGUGAACAGAGACGGUCUUACAGAUUCAACAUGGUGUCUUGGUCUGUCCUCAUUCUGGGGACUCUCUGGAUCCAAGGUCUGCUCCAGGUCUGUAGCACGGAGAAGCUGCCCAGAGGGGUGGUGGUGUCCUGGUUCAGGGAGCAGGUUCUGGAAGGUCUGGGCCUGUUGGAGCCUCCGGUACUUGCUUCACAGAGAGCAAAUCGGGAAGGAGCGAAGCCAGAGGCAAGGCAGUUUCAGGCGAGGGUCCCGAGGAUUAGCAGGGCGGUCCGGGUCAGGCAKCAACCCAGCCCGGGUCAAGACAGAUCCGAAGUGAUUCUGUUUCCAAGUCCAGAUGCCUCCUGGGUCCUGGCUGAUGCAGAAGGGAGAGGAAACUGCAGCAGUACACCGUCGUAUCGCUUCCAGCCGUCCAUUUACUUCCAGGACACCGUAGUAUCGUCUGCUCACUUCUGGUUCUUCGCCGGCCCAGCAGUGAACGCCGCGCCGCUGUUCAUGCUCACCUCGGCGCAGCGGCGACUCCAGGCGGCCCGGGCUCCCGCAGCGUUCAGCCCCGACGGCUGGACCACCUAUGACCUGGAUGAGAGCGUACUGGCCCCUGUGGCAGAGGGCCCCUUUUUACUUCAGCUCCAGAGCUCAGGUCAGCACAGUCCGACGAACCCAGAUAAAACGCCUUUUCUCCACCUCCACGUUCAGCCCAGAGUGCCUGUCCGUUCCCCCAGAGCGGCCCCAGUCAACAUCCCCUGGUGCCCCGCUGCCCUCCGCCUCCUCCAGCGGCCCUCCCAUGAAGGGCUCCAGCUCGGGGAUUGCCGCAGGGAGCAGGUGGAGAUUAGUUUCCAGGAGCUGGGCUGGGACAGCUGGAUUGUUCACCCCAAGGUACUCACCUUCUUCUACUGCCGCGGGAACUGCUCGGCCCGGGGCCGGACGGCCGCCCUGCUGGGCAUGGCGCAUUGCUGCGCUCCGGUUCCGGGGACUAUGAUGUCCCUAAGGAUCACCACUACAUCUGACGGCGGAUACUCGUUCAAAUACGAGACCCUGCCCAACAUCAUGCCUGAGGAGUGUACCUGUUUCUGAACAUGAGGGAAGGAGAAGCUGUGUGAAGCUGACACCCCACGCACGUCAAAAAAAUCCAGCAAAUAGUCUGAAUGGUUAGUGCUCCGUUUGUGCAGCUUUGGUUUUUGAGAUAUUAAAAGUUAUAAUUUUUGCCGAUGACGUCAUCAGUCGCAUCCAUUUUGCUCCAAACAUCAACAUUUUUGCUUUGCCGCUGUUACGUCGCCGCCACCACAAUGUCACCCAAGGAUUAUAGUAUUAUACAAAUGACUAAAUCUGAUUUUACUUUAUUUGGUGCUUUCAGAGUUUAAGAUUCAGCCGAUCACAUUCACCCAAUUAGGGGACAAUUAAUUUCACCUGCUGUAGGCUGUACUGUUUUAGUUCUUCGUUGGUUGUCUUCCAGCACAUUCCUGUCACGUAAGACUUGUUUUCGGUGUCGUUUUUAUGCAAUUGAGGUUGCUAUAUUUUUGUAGAAAAGGGACUACAGUAUAAGUUGUGGCAUAAUCAUUACAGUUAUAAUAAAAUUCACUAAAUGGGACGGCUGAUGACAUCAUCGGCCAAAAUUAGAACUUUUAAUAUCUCAGAAACGAAAGCUGCACAAACAAAAAUUUUAACGGCACAAACCUGCCCAAACGAAGCACUAACCAGACUAUUUGCUGGAUUUUUUUGACGUGGGUGGGGUGUCAGCUUCACACAGCUGGAAGGASAGGCUGAAUGGGGGUUUGUCUGGCCGGUCUCUUUAUAAGGGGAAAGUCGUUGGACAGAACAGGAUAUUAAAAUACUUUAUAAACAAAAUAUUUAGGUUUCUGUUUUUAUGGGUGUUAAAAAAAAUCGUAUGCCAUGUUUAGUUUUUUCCUCAAUGUUGCAUCCAACAUGUAUGAUCCAGAUCUCUUUUAAAGAGGGACCUAUGCAUAAAAUCGUAAACACACAGCUACCUGGUUACACAUAAAUUACAUCUUGCAAGAUAACCUGCAAUUUAUAUAACAAUACUUAAGUAUAGCAGAGGAUUCAUCUGAUAAUUAGCCGAGUAGAACCUCAUUAAAGACUGGACGUUAAAGCAUAGAGCUGCAUAAUUUAAAGUUUUGUCCAUACGGACAGUCCUGGUCAAAAAUUUGAGUCAUUCUGAGCUCAAUUUUAAAAAUCAAAUUUAUAAAACAAAUGGAUGAAGUUUAAUACAAUACUGCAAUUUUCUGAGGAAAAACACAAGUAAAGCAAACUUCAUAACUACAUCCUUAUUAGAUAACGUGUUUUGACCACAAGGAAGAACAAUUUAGAUUGUUCUCUUCAAAGAUCAACUUUUAAAGUUAAAAUUUAACUUAACCUUCUAAAACUAUUCCAACAUGAAUAUUGAUUCUAUACAUAAAAUGUAAUAUCAAAAGGCUAAAAAGCUCAUGUAAAAUGUGACUGCAAUAAUUCUCCCACAGACCUACAUCGUGGGUCUGAGAUGGCCUUUAUGAAGGCCAUCUCAGACCUUCAGAAAGGCCUCAGAUUUUGGUGAUAACUGGACUGAUUCAUUUCUGGAGGUCAGAAGCAGGCAUUUAGACAGAUUCACAGCACAGUGUCAGUGUCUGCAUUUUUUUCUGCUUCCUUUCAGCUCAGGAUGAGGAGUUGAGACAUAGCCAACAGAAAUCCUUGAAAAUGAAACAGUAUAGUCACAGGUUACAAAUGUUUAAAUUUUAAAGGGAUAACUUCCACUUUGUUUCCAUGGACAGUAAAAUUGUCAGGCACAUUUAUAGCUUAUGACAUGUCGUUUUCAAAUUGGUGAUUUCUACUCAAGUUUGGUUGUGGAUAUCGACUGAUUCAAAUAGAAUGGCGUCACUUUCCUCCCAUCUGCCACUAGAUGUCACUGUAGGUCAUCAUUUGCUUCAUUUCAAAUUAAAACUCAAAAAAAAUGUGUCGGCCAAAGUUCACUUAACUACGGUACUCAACACAAGUGAGCUGGUCCACUUACUCAUUUGGACUUUUAUUCAGAGAGAUACGGACAUAUGGGACCAGAGAGUUGACUCAAAUAUAUUUAUUUACUCUGACAAAAUAAUCUCUACAGUUACAACAACAACAACAAAAAAAACUACAAAACUUGCAAUAGGAAAAAAGUCAAAGUAUAAAUCAUUGAAGGAGUACCAUAUUCAAAACUGGAAUGUCGUCUCUUGCAACAGCGAGAAGUGAUAUCAUACAGGAACGAUCAGUCUGCAGCCAAGGAUUGUAAAGGUAACUAUGAAGCUAUGGAAAGGUUUGAAGUCUUAAAGCUACAGAUGAGAAAUCUAUUGAACUGAACAUGUUAAAUGGCUCCAGUCCGUUCAGAGCGGUUUCCUCAUCAGGAUGACCGUUAGGCAGCUUUAAAGAAAAAUGUCCAUCUUCUCUGAACACACUGGAGUAACUCUUCUACAUUCUACUUGUUAAGCUGAAAGCUGUUAAAAUGAAAGUUUAGAUGAAAAACAUUUCCCAUUAAUUAAGGAUUCAAGCAUUGCCCAGGUAUACAUUUUGGCCAACUGGACUUUCAAACACAUCUAUGUACCAGUUCUGUUGACUUGGCCAGGAUGGGUUAAGAAAAUCUUGCAAAGAGAAAAAAAGAUACUGCAGAGUCCAAUUGACGUAGCCUGAGGCUGUGCCGUUUAGGAAUCCAAUAACAACAAGCCUCAACAUUCAGUGGCAGUUAACGAGAAAAAAAAAA